Messenger RNA from Spodoptera littoralis (African cotton leafworm), 5472 nucleotides. Lineage: Eukaryota; Metazoa; Arthropoda; Insecta; Lepidoptera; Noctuidae. The record is from the annotation of a GenBank genome assembly.
AUGAAAAUAUAUUUCUUGGUGUUCCUCUUCAGCCUGAUUGUUAUAAGCCAAGUAAAUGCCACACCAAAAGCACAAGGCAAUCAAAAUUAUGAAAAUAAUUAUCGAAACUAUUAUAAUAGACGCAGUGACUCAUUAGAUGACGAUCUUUCAUCCCUUAAAACCCUAGAAACUGAACAAAGAUUAGAUCUAAACAAAGAUCAUGCAAAAACUGAAGUGAAAGCUUUGACUUCGGACAUCAGCGUGUUGGAUGAUGUUGCCUCUGGAGCAAUUCUGCCACCGAAAAACAGACAUCCAAAUGAUUCUGUACUGUCAAGAGCACAAUCAGUUAUCGACGCCGCGGAUUUGGGACUGUCUACCAGAUUUGCAAACGAUGAAUCAGUAAAACGUUCAGAAUUAUUAUCAGGUGUCGACCGUUCUGAUGUUGUAGAAUUAGCUGUGAGUAAUCGGGGAUCGCCUAAUAGUCAUGCGAAUGCAAACUCUGAAGUGAAUGGUUGGGGAAAGGCUCACAGUGUUGCUAAUGUGGAAACUGGAGUUAAUGGUUGGGGACAGGCUAAUAGUCAAUCAAGUGCUGAUUCCUUAGUGAAUAGUUGGGGACAGGCUAAUAGUCAAUCAAGCGCUGACGCCUUAGUGAAUGGUUGGGGACAGGCUAAUAGUCAAUCAAUUGCUGAUUCUUCAGCGAAUGGUUGGGGACAGGCUAAUAGUCAAUCAAUUGCUGAUUCCUUAGCGAAUGGUUGGGGACAGGGUAAUAGUCAAUCAAGCGCUGACGCCUCGGCAAAUGGCUGGGGACAGGCUAAUAGUCAAUCAAGCGCUGACGCCUUAGUGAAUGGUUGGGGACAGGGUAAUAGUCAAUCAAUUGCUGAUGCUUCAGCGAAUGGUUGGGGACAGGCUAAUAGUCAAUCAAUUGCUGAUUCUUCAGCGAAUGGUUGGGGACACGCUAAUAGUCAAUCAAUUGCUGAUUCUUCAGCGAAUGGUUGGGGACAUGCUAAUAGUCAAUCAAUUGCUGAUUCUUCAGCGAAUGGUUGGGGACACGCUAAUAGUCAAUCAAUUGCUGAUGCUUCAGCGAAUGGUUGGGGACACGCUAAUAGUCAAUCAAUUGCUGAUUCUUCAGCGAAUGGUUGGGGACACGCUAACAGUCAUUCUAAUGCUGAUUCCUCAGCGAAUGGUUGGGGACAGGCUAAUAGUCAAUCAAAUGCUGACGCCUUAGCGAAUGGUUGGGGACACGCUAACAGUCAAUCAAAAGCUGAUGCUUCAGCGAAUGGUUGGGGACACGCUAACAGUCAUUCUAAAACUGAUGCUUCAGCGAAUGGUUGGGGGCACGCUAACAGUCAUUCUAAAACUGAUGCUUCAGCGAAUGGUUGGGGACAGGCUAACAGUCAAUCAACCGCUGACGCCUUAGUGAAUGGUUGGGGACAGGGUAAUAGUCAAUCAAGCGCUGACGUCUCGGCGAAUGGUUGGGGACACGCUAACAGUCAAUCAAAAGCUGAUGCUUCAGCGAAUGGUUGGGGGCACGCUAACAGUCAUUCUAAAACUGAUGCUUCAGCGAAUGGUUGGGGACAGGCUAACAGUCAAUCAACCGCUGACGCCUUAGUGAAUGGUUGGGGACAGGGUAAUAGUCAAUCAAGCGCUGACGUCUCGGCGAAUGGUUGGGGACACGCUAACAGUCAAUCAAAAGCUGAUGCUUCAGCGAAUGGUUGGGGGCACGCUAACAGUCAUUCUAAAACUGAUGCUUCAGCGAAUGGUUGGGGACAGGCUAACAGUCAAUCAACCGCUGACGCCUUAGUGAAUGGUUGGGGACAGGGUAAUAGUCAAUCAAGCGCUGACGUCUCGGCGAAUGGUUGGGGACAGGCUAAUAGUCAAUCAAGCGCUGAUUCUUCAGCGAAUGGUUGGGGACACGCUAACAGUCAAUCAAUUGCAGAUGCCUCAGCAAAUGGUUGGGGACAGGCUAAUAGUCAAUCAAGCGCUGACGCCUUAGUGAAUGAUUGGGGACAGGGUAAUAGUCAAUCAAGUGCUGAUGCCUUAGUAAAUGGUUGGGGACACGCUAACAGUCAAUCAAUUGCUGAUUCCUCAGCGAAUGGUUGGGGGCACGCUAACAGUUAUUCAAAUACUGAUGCCUCAGUGAAUGGUUGGGGACAGGCUAACAGUCAAUCAACCGCUGACGCCUUAGUGAAUGGUUGGGGACAGGGUAAUAGUCAAUCAAGCGCUGACGUCUCAGUGAAUGGUUGGGGACAGGCUAAUAGUCAAUCAAGCGCUGACGCCUUAGUGAAUGGUUGGGGACAAGGUAAUAGUCAAUCAAGCGCUGACGCCUCGGCGAAUGGUUGGGGACAGGCCAAUAGUCAAGCAACUGCUGACGCUUUAGUGAAUUCUUGGGGACAGGCUAAAAGCCAAUCAUUUGCUGAUUCUUCAGCGAAUGGUUGGGGACAGGCUAAUAGUCAAUCAAACGCUGACGCCUUAGUGAAUGGUUGGGGACAGGCUAAUAGUCAUUCAACCGCUGACGCUUUAGUUAAUGCUUGGGGACAGGCUAACAGUCAAUCAGUUGCUGAUUCCUCAGCGAAUGGUUGGGGACUGGCUAAUAGUCAAUCAAAUGCUGACGCCUUAGUGAAAGGUUGGGGACAGGCUAAUAGUCAAUCAAGUGCUGAUGCCUUAGUAAAUGGUUGGGGACAGGCUAAUAGUCAAUCAAGCGCUGAUUCUUCAGCGAAUGGUUGGGGACACGCUAACAGUCAAUCAAUUGCAGAUGCCUCAGCAAAUGGUUGGGGACAGGCUAAUAGUCAAUCAAAUGCUGAUGCUUUAGUAAAUGGUUGGGGAUACGCACAAGGCCAGACAAAUGCAAACUCUGUAAUAAAUGGUUGGGGACAGGCCAAUAGUCAAUCAAUUUCUGAUUCUUCAGUGAAUAGGUUGAGAUACAUUAGCAGCCACCCAAAAUAUGAUCAGUUAUCUAAUCGUUUUGACGAUCAGGCUUAUAGUGAAGCUAAUGCUGAUGCUUCCGCGAAUGGUUGGGGACACGCUAAUAGUCAAUCAAUUGCUGAUUCUUCAGCGAAUGGUUGGGGACACGCUAACAGUCAAUCAAUUGCUGAUGCUUCAGCGAAUGGUUGGGGACAGGCUAAUAGUCAAUCAAUUGCUGAUUCUUCAGCGAAUGGUUGGGGACACGCUAAUAGUCAAUCAAUUGCUGAUUCUUCAGCGAAUGGUUGGGGACAUGCUAAUAGUCAAUCAAUUGCUGAUGCUUCAGCGAAUGGUUGGGGACAGGCUAAUAGUCAAUCAAUUGCUGAUUCUUCAGCGAAUGGUUGGGGACACGCUAAUAGUCAAUCAAUUGCUGAUUCUUCAGCGAAUGGUUGGGGACACGCUAAUAGUCAAUCUAUUGCUGAUUCUUCAGCGAAUGGUUGGGGACACGCUAAUAGUCAAUCAAAUGCUGAUUCUUCAGCGAAUGGUUGGGGACACGCUAAUAGUCAAUCAAUUGCUGAUGCUUCAGCGAAUGGUUGGGGACAGGCUAAUAGUCAAUCAAUUGCUGAUGCUUCAGCGAAUGGUUGGGGACAGGCUAACAGUCAAUCAAUUGCUGAUGCUUCAGCGAAUGGUUGGGGACAGGCUAACAGUCAAUCAAUUGCUGAUGCAUCAGCAAAUGGUUGGGGACAGGCUAAUAGUCAAUCAAUUGCUGAUUCUUCAGCGAAUGGUUGGGGACACGCUAAUAGUCAAUCAAUUGCUGAUUCUUCAGCGAAUGGUUGGGGACAUGCUAAUAGUCAAUCAAUUGCUGAUGCUUCAGCGAAUGGUUGGGGACAGGCUAAUAGUCAAUCAAUUGCUGAUUCUUCAGCGAAUGGUUGGGGACACGCUAAUAGUCAAUCAAAUGCUGAUUCUUCAGCGAAUGGUUGGGGACACGCUAAUAGUCAAUCAAUUGCUGAUGCUUCAGCGAAUGGUUGGGGACAGGCUAAUAGUCAAUCAAUUGCUGAUGCUUCAGCGAAUGGUUGGGGACAGGCUAACAGUCCAUCAAUUGCUGAUGCAUCAGCGAAUGGUUGGGGUCAGGCUAAUAGUCAAUCAAUUGCGGAUUCUUCAGCGAAUGGUUGGGGACACGCUAAUAGUCAAUCAAUUGCUGAUGCUUCAGCGAAUGGUUGGGGUUACGCUAACAGUCAAUCAAUUGCGGAUGCCUCAGCAAAUGGUUGGGGACACGCUAACAGUCAGUCAAUUGCUGAUGCAUCAGCGAAUGGUUGGGGACAGGCUAACAGUCAAUCAAUUGGUGAUGCAUCAGCGAAUGGUUGGGGACAGGCUAACAGUCAAUCAAUUGCUGAUGCAUCAGCGAAUGGUUGGGGUCACGCUAACAGUCAAUCAAUUGCGGAUGCCUCAGCAAAUGGUUGGGGACACGCUAACAGUCAGUCAAUUGCUGAUGCCUCAGCGAAUGGUUGGGGACAAAGUAAUAGUCAUGCGUUAGCUGAACCUUCCACAAAUGGUUGGGGAGGAUACGACGGUAGCUAUGCAAAUGCCGAUUCUCAUACUAGUGGUUGGGGAGGACAUGGUGAUAGCCAUUCAAAUGCAGAUUCUUACAUAAAUGGAUGGGCUCCCCCAACUUACAGUUACCCAAAUACUUAUUCCACGAUAAAUAAUUGGAAACUUGAUGACCAUGCUAAUCCCAUAGCAAAUAAUGGUUGGGGAUCAGCUAUCAGUCAGUCAAACGCUGAAUCAGCAGUAAACGGUUGGGGACAUGCGAACAGUCUAGCAAAUGCCAAUUCCGUAGCGAAUAAUGGUUGGGGAACAGCAAUCAGUCAGUCAAACGCUGAAUCAGCAGUAAACGGUUGGGGACAUGCCAACAGUCUAGCAAAUGCCAAUUCCGUAGUGAAUAAUGGUUGGGGAUCAGCAAUCAGUCAGUCAAACACUGACUCAGGAGUAAACGGUUGGGGACAUGCGAACAGUCUAGCAAAUGCCAAUUCCGUAGCGAAUAAUGGUUGGGGAUCAGCAAUCAGUCAGUCAAACGCUGAAUCGGCAGUAAACGGUUGGGGACAUGCCAACAGUCUAGCAAAUGCCAAUUCCGUAGCGAAUAAUGGUUGGGGAUCAGCAAUCAGUCAGUUAAACACUGACUCAGGAGUAAACGGUUGGGGUGGACAUGCCAACAGUCUAGCGAAUGCCAAUUCCAUAGCAAAUAAUGGCUGGGGAUCACCUAUCAGUCAGUCAAACGUUCAAUCAAGAGUAAAUGGUUGGGGACAUGCCAACAGUCUAGCAAAUGCCAAUUCCGUAGCAUAUAAUGGCUGGGGAUCAGCUAUCAGUCAGUCAAACGCUGAACCAAUACUAAAUGGUUGGGGACAUGCCAACAGUUUAGCAAAUGCAAAUUCCAUAGCAAAUAAUGGUUGGGGAUCAGCUAUCAGUCAGUCAAACGCUGAAUCAGGAGUAAACGGUUGGGGACAUGCCAACAGUCUAGCCAAUGCCAAUUCCGUAGCAAAUAAUGGUUGGGGACAUGCUAACAGUCUAGCGAAAGCAAAUUCAUACAAUUAUGUGUAA